Raphanus sativus (radish) is the source of this 4881-nucleotide messenger RNA. Its product is annotated as ABC transporter B family member 7-like. The record is from RefSeq and is a predicted model, not a curated record. Gene Ontology annotation, cellular component: membrane. The transcript has 19 exons. Gene Ontology annotation, biological process: transmembrane transport. Gene Ontology annotation, molecular function: ATP binding; ATP hydrolysis activity; carbohydrate binding. NCBI's taxonomy places the organism in Eukaryota, Viridiplantae, Streptophyta, Magnoliopsida, Brassicales, Brassicaceae.
CAACGGCCCAACUCACUCUCAUCCUCAUAUUGACACUCAGUUUUAGGUUUUUGUGAAAAGAAGAGAAGGAAAUAAUGUCUAAAAAGGUUGGAGCAACGGGUGGCAAUAUGGGAGGAGCAUUCGACGAUGGUGUUUUCGACGGUGUGAAGAAAAUAACUGUGGCAAAAGAGGGAAGUCCUUUUGACUGUGUAUCAUAUAUCAAGAUAGAAUACGAAAAGGACGGGAAACUUGAAACCCGUAAACACGGGACAAUUCGCGGGGAAUUAAAAGAGUUUUCGGUGGCUUAUCCGAAUGAAUAUAUCACAUCCGUUGGUGGGAGCUAUGAUCGUGUUCCCUACUAUAAUACAGUGCUGAUCAAAUCGCUAAUCUUUAAAACCAAUACUGGAAGAACAUCUCCGGUACUUGGUGGGGUAACGGCUUCUGGAAAACCAGCUGGGAGAGAAUUUUUGCUAGAGGAUAAAUGUGGAGAAAAGCUUCUUGGAUUCUUUGGACGCUCUGGUCAAGCCCUUGAUGCCAUUGGAGCUUAUUUUGGUUCACUAGGAGCUGUGGGACUGCGCGGUGGUAACAAUGGAGCAGCAUUUGACGAUGGCAUUUUCAUUGGUGUGAAGAAAAUAAUUGUCGCAAUAGAGGGAGGUCCUUUUAACUGUAUAUCAUAUAUCAAGAUCGAAUAUGUAAAAGACAGGAAUUUCCUGGAGACCUGUGAACACGGGACGAUUCGUGGAGGACUAAAAGAGUUUUCGUUGGAUUAUCCAAAUGAAUAUAUCACAUCCGUUGGAGGGAGCUAUGAUCAUGUUCUCUACUAUAAUACAGUGCUGAUCAAAUCGCUUAUCUUUAAAACCAACACUGGAAGAACAUCUCCGGUACUUGGUGGGGUAACAGCUUCUGGAAAACCAGGUGGGAGAGAAUUUUUGCUAAAGGGUAAACGUGGAGAAAAGUUUCUCGGAUUCUUUGGACGCUCUGGUCAAGCUCUUGAUGCCAUUGGAGCUUACUUCGGACCGCUCGGUGGCAUCAAGGGAAAGCUAUUUGACGAUGGUGUUUUCAAUGGUGUGAAGAAUAUAACCGUCGGAGCUGAUGAAUUCAGUAUAACUUAUAUCAAGAUCGAAUAUGAAAAGGACAGAAAGCAACCAAUGGAGGAGAAAGCGAAGAGAAUGAAGAAUGGAGACGGAGGCAAUCAGAAACUGGCGUUUUAUAAGCUUUUCACGUUUGCAGAUCGAUACGACAUCAUUUUAAUGGCGGUUGGGACCAUCUCUGCCAUGGCCAACCGCCUAGCUCAGCCGCUUAUGUCAGUACUCAUAGGCCAAAUCAUUAACGUCUUUGGCCUCUCUGAUCAUGAUCACAUGGUUAAAGAAGUCUCCAAGGUUGCUGUGAAGUUUCUUUACCUUGCAGUCUACGCGUGCAUUGUGUCUUUCCUCCAGGUCUCAUGUUGGAUGGUAACCGGCGAGCGUCAGUCCACCAGAAUUCGAGGGCUAUACCUCAAAACAAUAUUAAGACAAGAUAUUGGCUUUUUUGACACCGAGACAAACACCGGUGAAGUAAUCGGAAGAAUGUCCGGGGACACCAUUCUUAUUCAAGAAUCCAUGGGAGAAAAGGUUGGGAAAUUUAUACAGCUGAUGUCAACAUUCUUUGGUGGAUUCACAGUGGCUUGUAUAAUUGGCAGACGCCUCACAUUAGCUCUUAUUCCGUGCAUUCCACUGAUCGUGGCCACUGGUGGUGCAAUGGCCUUGAUCAUGUCAAAAAUGGCUGGUCGUGGCCAACUCGCUUAUGCGGAAGCUGGAAAUGUUAUAGAACAAGCUGUUGGGUCGAUUAGAACAGUUGUGGCAUUCACCGGAGAGAAACAAGCAACCGAAACAUAUGAGAAGAAGCUCGAGAUUGCCUAUGAGUCUAUGGUUCAACAAGGGCUUUUCUCUGGUUUAGGCCUUGGGAUAAUGAUGGUUGUAAUCUAUUGUACCUAUGGUAUUGCGAUUUGGUACGGUGCUUGGCUUAUAAUGGAGUAAGGAUAUACUGGAGGUCAAGUCAUGAACGUGAUUUUCGCAAUCUUGGGUGGAGGAAUGUCGUUGGGGCAGACAUUACCUUCUCUUAACGCUUUUGCUGCUGGACAAGCCGCAGCCUACAAAAUGUUUGAGACGAUAAAAAGAAAACCAAAGAUCGAUGCUUAUAGCAUGACUGGUAAGGUUUUGGACGAGAUUAAAGGAGACAUUGAGCUAAAAGACGUGUAUUUUCGAUAUCCAGCAAGACCCGACGUGCAGAUCUUUGCUGGAUUUUCGCUGAUUGUACCGAACAGCACAACCUUGGCUUUGGUGGGACAUAGUGGGAGUGGAAAAUCAACAGUGAUCAGUCUGAUUGAGAGGUUCUAUGAUCCGGAAUCAGGAGAAGUUUUAAUUGAUGGAAUUGAUUUAAAAAAGCUUCAGUUAAAAUGGAUCAGACGCAAGAUUGGUUUAGUAAGCCAAGAACCUAUACUUUUCGCGACCACAAUCAGGCAGAACAUUGUUUAUGGAAAAGAAGAUGCAUCCGAUGAUGAAAUUAGAGCAGCGGUUAAGCUGGCUAAUGCUACUAGGUUUGUCGACAAACUACCGCAGGGUUUGGACACAAUGGUAGGAGAACACGGGAUACAAUUAUCCGGUGGGCAGAAGCAGAGGCUCGCGAUUGCUAGGGCCAUACUGAAAAACCCUAAAAUCUUGCUUCUUGAUGAAGCAACUAGUGCUUUAGACGCAGAAUCCGAACGAAUUGUUCAAGACGCCCUGGUUAAGCUGAUGUCAAGCCGGACAACUGUCGUGGUGGCUCAUCGGCUUACCACUAUUAGAACCGCCAACAUGAUCGCCGUUGUGCAGCAGGGCAAAAUCAUUGAGAAAGGAACUCACGAGGAGAUGAUACAAGAUUCCGAGGGAGCGUAUUCAAAGCUUGUUAGUCUACAGGAAGUAUCAAAGAAAGAAGGAGGAGGAGUGGAGGAACUGGAGCCGGAUGAGAGUAUCUCCGUUAGCCACACCGAAAUCGAUUCUGGUUUACCAGGACCGGUUAAUUUGAACCUAACCAAAGAAAAUCAAGAUAAUAACUCUUCCAUGGAAAACAAAACGACAAGGAAACGCAAGAAAGUAUCGUUGAGACGCCUUGCUCACCUCAACAAACCAGAGAUUCCAGUUUUGUUGGCCGGUUCAUUGGCUGCAGCGGUUCACGGUAUUGUGUACCCGGUCCAAGGUUUGCUUAUGUCUAGCACUAUCAAGAUAUUCUUCGAGCCGUCAGAUCAACUACGAAAAGAUUCACAUUUCUGGGCCAUCAUUUUCGUCUUGCUCGGUUUAACGGAUUUGAUGGUGGUUCCGUUUCAAAACUAUCUGUUCGCUAUAGCUGGAGGAAGACUUAUCAGACGUAUUAGAUCAUUAUCCUUUGAUAAAGUUAUUCAUCAGGAGAUAAGUUGGUUUGAUAAUACCGCGAAUUCUAGUGGCGUGAUUGGAGCAAGGUUGUCUACAGAUGCUGUGGCAGUGAAGAGUAUAGUGGGUGAUGCGUUGGCGUUGAUCAUGCAAAAUAUAGCGACUGUAAUCGCUGCAUUGAUUAUAGCGUUUACGGCUAAUUGGAUAUUAGCUAUAAUAAUCCUUCUUAUGACGCCAGUUAUAGUCCUUCAGGGUUACUUUCAGACAGGGACGAACCCAACCAAGUGUAUAGCCGGUUUUAGCGCAAGCGCCAAAGAAAAAUACGAAGAAGCAAGUCAGGUCGCCAGUGAUGCGGUGAGCAGCAUAAGAACAGUUGCAUCAUUCUGUGCAGAGGGUAAAGUGAUGGAUCUUUACCAAAAGAAAUGCGAGGCACCAAAGAAACAAGGUGUCCGGUUAGGACUAGUGAGCGGUUCGGGCUACGGAAUCUCAUUCUUGGCUCUCUAUUGCAUCAAUUCCUUAUGUUUUUACGUUGGUUCUUGGUUGAUUCAGAAGAGGGUAGCCACGUUUGGAGAAUUCUUUCAGGUUUUCUUUGCGUUAACUAUGACCGCACUAGCAGUGUCUCAAACGAGUGCUAUGGCACCUGAUAGAAACAAAGCCAAAGACUCGGCUGCUUCUAUUUUCGAGAUACUUGACAGUAAACCGAAAAUCGAUUCGAGUUCCAACGAGGGGACAGUGUUACCAAUUGUGCACGGUCAUAUCGAGUUUCAACACGUCAGUUUCAGGUAUCCGACACGACCAGACAUUCAGAUUUUUACUGACUUAUGCUUAACUAUCUCCUCCGGACAGACCGUAGCAUUGGUUGGAGAGAGCGGGAGUGGUAAAUCUACGGUGAUAAGCUUAAUCGAGAGAUUCUACGAUCCAGAUUCAGGCAAGAUUCUCUUGGAUCAAGUUGAAGUUCAAACAUUGAAACUGAGUUGGUUAAGGCAACAGAUGGGUUUGGUUAGUCAAGAACCGGUUUUAUUCAACGAGACAAUCAGAUCAAACAUAGCUUAUGGCAAAACCGGUGAAGCCACAGAGGAAGAGAUCAUAACCGCGGCGAAAGCAGCUAAUGCGCACAACUUCAUAAGCACGUUACCUCAAGGUUACGAGACUUCGGUAGGCGAACGAGGUGUACACUUAUCCGGUGGUCAGAAACAGAGGAUCGCCAUAGCUAGAGCUAUUCUCAAGGAUCCUAAGGUUUUGUUGCUUGACGAAGCAACAAGCGCGUUAGAUGCAGAGUCUGAGCGGGUGGUGCAGGAUGCGCUUGACCGUGUGAUGGUGAACCGGACCACGGUUGUGGUGGCUCACCGGCUCACUACGAUUAAGCACGCGGAUGUAAUUGCUGUUGUGAAGAACGGUGUGAUCGCGGAGAGAGGGAGACAUGAAACGUUGAUGGAGAUUUCAGGUGGUGCCUAUGCUUCGCUUGUAGCUUUUCACAUUAGUGGGAACUGAGAAAACGUUUUUGUUUGUAAUGAUUUUA